GAUGUCGUGGCGCUUUAGGGGAAGAAGUUGGUGUUUUGCCGGGCCCUGGUCCUGAAGACGUGGUCCGGGUGGCCCCUGGCCCCUUCCUACCCAUCCCUCCACCCGCCUUUUCCCUCCCUCUUCUGGCAGGAUGAGGCGUGCAGGCCUGGGUGAAGGAGUACCUCCUGGCAACUAUGGGAACUAUGGCUACACUAAUAGCGGGUAUAGUGCCUGUGAAGAAGAGAACGAGAGGCUCACUGAGAGUCUGAGAAGCAAAGUAACUGCUAUAAAAUCUCUUUCCAUUGAAAUAGGCCAUGAAGUUAAACAGCAGAAUAAAUUAUUAGCUGAAAUGGAUUCAGAGUUUGAUUCUACAACUGGAUUUCUAGGUAAAACUAUGGGAAAACUGAAGACUUUAUCCAGAGGGAGCCAAACAAAACUGCUGUGCUAUUUAAUGCUAUUUUCAUUGUUUGUCUUUUUUGUCAUUUAUUGGAUUAUUAAACUGAGGUGAUGCAAGUAAGUGUGGGUUUGGAAUUUGUUCCAACUUAAUGGCUUGGAGUACCACUUCAGUAAAAAAUCACCAUCAAAACAUUCCUAAUUUUCAAGUACUAUGGCUUUUUCCAUUGCAGAUGACUGAAUUUUACUUGUUUUCUAAAUUGUGUUAGAUAAUACAGUGCUCUUUGAAUACUAUCGCUUAACAGUUCGUUUUUUGCCCCUAUUUUCAGGGGUAUUGAGAUGGCCUGAAGUCAGUCUGGCCUUCACAAUUUUUUCUGUUGUUUGCUGUCAGAUUAAAUAGCAGUAUAAUACUCUGUUGUUACCAUAAAUGUAGGUUUAUGUCUCAUAUAAAGAAACCUAGUGGGAGAAUAACAGAAGGCCUGGGGAGCCUGAGGCUGAGCUCUUGAGGCACUGCACAGGUUUGUGAGGGAGCGCUAAAUGUAUUUGCUUGAACUGUCAUCAACCCUGAUGAUCUAUGCCCCUUUCCUCCUUCUGUUUGGUUAAAAUCGUAGGCCAAUUUCUCUAUACCUACAGUUUUCCUAAUAAUUUUUGAUAUGACUCCUCUUCUCCCUCUGCCUAAGGACCUCAUUCUUUAAUAAAGCUUGUUAUUUUGUCAUAUUUCUAGUAGGGCCCAAAACAAAUGUGUACCAAUAUAGUUGUUGUUUUAUAUUAACUUUAUACAUAUCAUUGACUUGGCUUAGAAUAGGUUUAUGAUUUUAGCUACUUAGGUAGGCCAUUUGGUUAUCGUUUGUGACAGAAUAAUGUGAAGCUAAAGUAAUUGCUAAGCUCUGAAUGGAAAUAAAAUGCUCAAGAAAAUUAAUUGCUUCUGCUUUUUUAUGUGCUCAAAAUAGAUAUCGAAAGUACUCAGGCAUUGAACUUGGGGUUAAGAGUAUUGUUGCUUUAAUCCAAUGUAUUUGCUUAUAGAAAGCAAAAUAAAGGUGGACUGUUGAGUAGCAAGAAAUAUUAAAAUGUUCUUAAAUACUCUGUAUUGCUACUGUUUUGGAAUUUGCCCAUUUAUGGGCUCCAAAAAUAAAUUUUUUAGUGAAAUGUGUGAA
Messenger RNA from Equus caballus (horse), 1526 nucleotides. It is a transcript of the gene BET1, whose product is annotated as Bet1 golgi vesicular membrane trafficking protein. Gene Ontology annotation, biological process: endoplasmic reticulum to Golgi vesicle-mediated transport; vesicle fusion with Golgi apparatus. Gene Ontology annotation, cellular component: SNARE complex. Gene Ontology annotation, molecular function: SNAP receptor activity. Lineage: Eukaryota; Metazoa; Chordata; Mammalia; Perissodactyla; Equidae. The record is from RefSeq and is marked validated.